This is a messenger RNA of Ilex paraguariensis (yerba mate), 3044 nucleotides long. Lineage: Eukaryota; Viridiplantae; Streptophyta; Magnoliopsida; Aquifoliales; Aquifoliaceae. The record is from the annotation of a GenBank genome assembly.
CUUCAAAUUAUAAAGUAAACCCAAUUUCAUAUAGAUAUAUAAACACUCAACAACCGUCUCUGUGCUGCGUGAUUCUGUCAAAGGAAUCGUCAAAAUUCGAACAUGGCAAAGAAUUCGAUUCUGGGUAGCUCUUAUCUGAAUCUAAAUCCCUUAAUUACAUGUACUUUUGUAUGUUAUAUUGGUCUCUGUUUUUCAUAUGAAUCAGUACGGGCCAGUGGUGGGGGUGGUCCGUACAAUUCUUUUAUUAUCUCCAGCUUCACUUAUUCUAAAACUGAGCUCAAACCUUACGAUUGGCGCUAUAUCAGAGUUGACUUGCCACCAUGGUUUUCAUCAAUCUCUAUAGAGUUCGAAUCUAAUGUAAACUUUGAUUUCAAAAGCAUUGGAAAGGUACCUAAAAACACUGUGCCAAUGAUUUGCUUCCGAGAAGGCAGCCCCCCUCUGCCUGAUGUCUAUAACACUAUUUUAACAGGACUAGUGUUAAAUCCCAUCUCUAAUGGGUCUUUUGGAGGGACACGAGGUCUUCAGGUGGUUGAACAGUGCUAUCCUAUGCAGAGAAAUAUAUCAUUGAGGAUGACCAAUGAGCAGAUCUCUUCAGGACUAUGGUAUUUUGGUCUAUUUAAUGGCAUUGGACCUAUGAGGACGCAAUCAAAAAUGAUUAAUCGAGGCCCUACAUACUCCUUCAGUGGCAAUAUAAGUGUAGAAGGAUGUACAACGACAAUGCUUUGGGGCCAGUACUGCAACCAAACAGUUAAUCCACUUUCAUGCGUUGACAGCUACAGUUUGACUAAAAAUCAUUCAGAUACUGAAUUAUACAACCAAACAGCAGCAAAUGUAAUUGCUUGCACAAAUGCAGAUGAUAAUUCUUGCCAGGGAGAAAAUGAACUAAAAGUCUACUCCCUGGAUGUAAUGGGGAUUGCCGAAGAGCUAACCAUUAGAGCAAUGAAUGCCAGAUUCAAUGAAUCACAACCUUCAAAUGGUUCCAGCAACAGUAGUGGAAUCAUCUUGAUGUGUUAUGUUCGGCAUGGUGCAAUGCCACUGUCAACUUCACAUGAUUAUUCUGGUGAUAUCAACAAAUUCCCUUUGGUUAUACGGUCACCAAAAGUUGGUCGCUGGUAUAUUACUAUUCAACCUGCUAAUCUCUCGAAUGAAAUUGGGGGGAUUCAAGACAUGAGCAUAAAAGUUUGUUACGUCUUGGAGUGGCAAGUGCUUCAAUGUCCUCUGGAUAAGGCUGGGUUGAACUGUACCUGGGAAAGGUACAUGCUUCAGACAUUUCUCAGGAAAAAUCCAUCUGCCCCUUUUGAAUCUUUUUAUUUACCAACCAGUGGAAAGGUGUCUUCAGAUUCAGCUAAUUUCCCUUUGGAACCUCUUUUGAGCAACUCUACUUUUGGGGAAAAACCAGAUGUCGCAUGGACUUAUUUCCUUCUGGACAUUCCUGGGGGUGCUGCUGGGGGAAAUAUCCACAUCCGUCUUACAUCAGAUGCUCAAAUGAAUUAUGAAAUAUUUGCAAAGUAUGGUGGAUUGCCAUCUCUUGAUACCUGGGACUACUUCUAUGCAAACAUGACGAGCAGUAGCAACGGUUCCAUGUUUUUUAAGCUGUAUGAUUCGAGUGAGAAGACUGUUAGUUUUUAUAUCUUAUAUGUUAGAGGAGGAACCUGGAGCUUUGGAUUAAGGCAACUAAAUCCAGCUAGUACUGCUUCAGCGAGCCAGACUACCAUGUCUAUUUCACUUGAGAGAUGUCCAAGAAGAUGCUCUUCUCAUGGGACAUGCCAAUCUGUUGUGGAUGCAAGUGGAUUGGCUUUAUACAGCUACUGCUAUUGUGAUCGAGACCAUGGAGGCUUUGACUGUAGUGUUGAACUUGUAGCUCAUCGAGGGCACAUAUUGCAAUCAAUAUCCCUUAUUGCAUCCAAUGCUGCCGCUGUACUUCCUGCUUAUUGGGCCCUCCGCCAAAAGGCAUUUGCAGAAUGGGUUCUCUAUACAUGUAGUGGAAUUUCAAGCGGAUUAUAUCAUGCGUGUGAUGUAGGCACAUGGUGUGCAUUAUCAUUUCGUGUCUUACAGUUUAUGGAUUUUUGGCUUUCUUUCAUGGCUGUGGUGAGUACCUUUGUUUACCUAGCUGCUAUUGAUGAAGUUUCGAAGAGGACAAUUCACACAGUAGUUGCGAUUCUUACGGCCCUCAUGGCUGAAACUGGACCAACCAGGUCCCACAACAUUAUUCUUGUAAUAGCAAUUGGGUCUUUGGGGCUUCUUAUCGGCUGGCUGAUUGAGUUUUGUACCAACUAUAGAUCGCUUUCCUUUUCGACAGAGUUCUGCAUAAAUAUGCUUUAUAGAUUGCAAACCAUCAACGGAUGGAUCCAUGAUCUUAUCGUGACACUUAUUAAACGUUUCCGUUGGGGUUUUGUACUAGCGGGGUUCACAGCAUUAGCAAUGGCUGCAAUAAGCUGGAAACUGGAAACUAGUUCAAGCUACUGGAUUUGGCACAGCGUAUGGCAUGUUUCCAUAUAUACUUCUUCCUUCCUCUUCCUCUGCUCGAAAGUAAAAACUCUGCACUGCGAGGAUCAAGGACCUUCAGAUGGGAACUAUGAGUUAACUCGACAAGAUUCAUUACCAAGAGGAGGUGGAUAAAAAGCAAUGAAUGAUUUCACAGGAUUCUUUUAUGCUUCAAAUGUAAAGUGAAAGGAGAUUUUUAGUCACCACAUCCAGAAAGUAUAGCUAUUUCGGAAGUUGCAGAAACUGUAGCUGCUGAAGGAGAUUGUUGUCUGAAUAAGACACCCCUAAGCCACAUUAACUUUAGCACUUUGCUAUACAUUCUUCUCAACUAGGUAUGUCUUUUUGGAAAUCUUGUGACUAUUUAUAGCCAUAUACUUCUAAAAUUUUCUAGUAAGAGGCAAAGCAAAAAUGUAAUUUAUUGUCAAGGAAGGUUAGAAAAAGAAAAAUCGACUAGAAUGAGAGUGUUUCAGUAAUUCAAAUUGAAGGGUUGUAUGGUAACUUGAGAUGAUGAUAAACAUAAUUUUAGAUUAUUUUUUCAUCAUUUUAAUAAUAUAUGUGGG